Messenger RNA from Drosophila albomicans, 1604 nucleotides. RefSeq names its product protein phosphatase 1 regulatory subunit 14B. The coding region runs from base 359 to 733 and encodes 124 amino acids. The transcript has 4 exons. Lineage: Eukaryota; Metazoa; Arthropoda; Insecta; Diptera; Drosophilidae. The record is from RefSeq and is a predicted model, not a curated record. Gene Ontology annotation, biological process: regulation of phosphorylation. Gene Ontology annotation, molecular function: protein serine/threonine phosphatase inhibitor activity. Gene Ontology annotation, cellular component: cytoplasm.
UCAGUUCAGUUCAGUUUCAGACUUCUCAUGGUGCUAACCGAAUUGGCUGCGCGUUUUUUCACUCGUUGCACUCGUGUUUGACUUGCCGCUUUUUAAACAGAGCUGAGGCAAAACAGAAAACAGAAAGAAAAAAGAAAAACACUUUGUUGUCUCGUGUCGCGUCUACGUUGCGUAUGUGUAUUUCGCCUGUAUUUGUGCUGCUUCUAAAAAGAGUUGUCUGCUUUCAAUUACAGUAACGCCAAUUAAUCGUUGGCCACCGCCAUCGGACUCUGUUGCAAGUUCAAUAAACGCAACUCGCCUUAAUUAAUAAUAAACAACACAGCAGCAACAGCAACAGCAAAAGCAAACAGCAAACAAAAUGCAGUGCGGCCUGGAGCAAAUGAAUGAUUGUGAACGCUCACCAAAUCGAACAAAUCUGCGCGUCAAUUUCAAUGAGAAGGGCGCGGAGGUGAAGGAGCGCAGAGAGAAGUUCCUCACAGCCAAAUAUGGUUCACAUCAGAUGAGCUUGAUCAGGAAGCGACUGGCUGUCGAGAUGUGGCUAUACGAUGAGCUGCAGAAGCUCUUUGAUCCACCGAGCGAGGCCAUCGAUGUGGAUAUUGAUGAGAUUCUCGAUAUGGACACAGAUGACAUAAGAAGAUCUCAUCUUAUUAGAUUACUGUCAGUGUGCAAACGCCCGCAAUCGGACAUAUCGAAAUUUAUUAGUGAUCUUUUGGAUCGGGCAAAAACGCUGUAAAUCGCUUGAUUCACACACACACACACAAAAACACAACAAAAAUCAUUAAAGAUAAACAUAAACAAAUAUUUACAUACAUAUACUUACAUUAAAAAAAUAUGCAAGCGAAAUACAAUUAAUUUUAAGUUUAGCUGCUUUAAGAUCCACAUGAGAACAAAGAAUAAAAUUUAUAGAAUUUAUAAUUUUUUUUAUCAUUCAUAGUUAUGUUUUUCCAUUUCCUUUUUCCUAAUUUCAAAGUGUAGUCUUAAUUUAAUUAACACCGACAAAAACAAAAAAAUGCAUCGUUUAGCCAUAAGAAAAUUUAAAUCAUAACUUCAUCAAUUUUGUGAUGAUAUUUCAUAAUAAAAUGAAAAAACAGAAAAAUAUAUAUCUUUAUAAAUGGCCUGAAAAUGAAAUGAAACUGUUUAGCUAUAAAACAAAAGCGUGUGUAGUUAAAACAAAUGAUGAUAAGAAACAUGAAUAAACAAACAAAACACUCUGGUUGUUGCAUAGUACGUGUGCUUAAUUGUAUUUAUUUAAAUGAAAUCAUUAUCAAAUUACUUUUUAUAUAAGUUAUAAAACAAAACUCAUUACUUAUUCUCAUCAUUGUGCUUAAGUAUUGUAGCUGCACUCUAUCGAUGAUUUGAAUAAAAGAAAAACAAAUUACUUGUGUAAAACAUACAAUUUAAUGGAAAUGUUUGUGUAAAGUUUAUUGAUCACGAGAACAAAGAAGAAAGCUCAGGUUCACUGCCAAAACGUGGAGUAAGAAUGACGCGAAUGAAACCGUUUAUAACUUAAACAAAACUAAUACAAAACUGGAAUAAAAUGAUUGUGCAAGAAAGUAAAAAAAAAUACAUGUAAACCGGGCAAUAAAAAGAGUAUAUAAUUCAUA